Meleagris gallopavo (turkey) is the source of this 878-nucleotide messenger RNA. Lineage: Eukaryota; Metazoa; Chordata; Aves; Galliformes; Phasianidae. The record is from RefSeq and is a predicted model, not a curated record.
AGUCCUCCGCUCAGCGGCGGGAACCCGAGUUGUUAUCCGGCGCGCACCUCAUUUCUCGUUAAGGAAAUAGAUCGGCUGGCACCGAUGCGAUUAUAUACGCUGUCCAAACGACAUUUUGUCCUGGUCUUUGUAGUAUUCUUUGUCUGUUUUGGUUUGACAGUCUUCAUAGGAAUAGCAGGUCCUAAUGUAAUUGAAACUUCUGUAGCAAGAACUGACUUAAAUAACAGCAUAAAGCUGAAGCCUUUUAAUUUAAGUUCGCCACCACUGUCUACUUAUAACCAACAGCUGUGGCUGACCUGUGUAGUCGAGUUGGAUCAGCAUGAUGUAUCACUCAAAAAGAAUGUUACUAUGACAGUCAAAGUGCUUGGAGUGGUGAAGGAUGGAAGCACACCCUAUGUUAAUAAUCAAGUUCACAACCGGACACGGUUGCUCAGUUGUGCACAGAAAUGCAGUGAAAUCAUUGUUGCUCACCUGGGCUACCUCAACUACACUCAAUACAACAUAUUUGUUAGUUUUGAAGAUCUAAAUAAGUUAACGUAUGCCAUACAGAAUAUUACUUUCACAGUAAGUAUAAAGUUUUGUUCUAGCAAAAGAGAUCUCUGGAGAAGUCUGCUUUAACUGUAAUAAAAAGUUACUUUAUUUUUGAACAUGAAAUAUAAAGAUGCAUUGUAAUAAAGCUUUCUGUCACUGCUGGUUUCAGAGUUGCAGUAUUUGUGUUAUUAGUGUUCUGGAGCAAUAUUUAUCUUCAUAGGGAAAGCAUUUUCUUUUAGAACUUCUAUUGCUGCUUUCAGGGACGGAUAAUUUUAGUGUAGUUCCUAGGAGGUAUUUAAUGGUAGACAAGCUGGACUAGAACAUCCAGUUUUCUGCAUUUUCUCAUA